Messenger RNA from Melampsora larici-populina 98AG31, 489 nucleotides. RefSeq lists its product as uncharacterized. The transcript has 4 exons. The record is from RefSeq and is a predicted model, not a curated record. NCBI's taxonomy places the organism in Eukaryota, Fungi, Basidiomycota, Pucciniomycetes, Pucciniales, Melampsoraceae. The coding region runs from base 1 to 489 and encodes 162 amino acids.
AUGAAGACCCUUGACAAAUCGGACAAGGACCUUCUCCUUGAUCGAUUCUUUCGUGAGUGUGAGGUAGUUAAGGCACUCAACAAGAAAGGUAUAAUAAGGAAUGAACCACUUAACCCAUCAAGUACAACUUCCCCAAUCCGCCAGACCGACCUCAUCGAAACCGGGCACACCUCUAAGCCUUCUUCUCACGAAGAAGAAACUGCUGAGCCGGAUGAAUCAGCUCAGCAUAACAACGAACUCCCAGAUAUUGAUCAAACUGGACAAGAGACUCCAAGUGUCGAGAAUAAUGAAGAGGAUGAGGAGAUCGCAGCUAGAUUACGGGCAUCAAAAAAAACUCGUCAAGUUUUGUCAAAAUCACCUAUCACAAAAUCCACCAAAGAGAUUAUUCCUCAUCAGCAAGCAACUCGUAGUGAGAGUAACAAAGAUCCGAUCCGAUUGAUACAACGAAAUCAGUCAAACAUCUACUCCUUCAACUCACUUACUAAUUAG